This is a messenger RNA of Vanderwaltozyma polyspora DSM 70294, 1770 nucleotides long. RefSeq names its product D-lactate dehydrogenase (gene DLD1). Gene Ontology annotation, molecular function: D-lactate dehydrogenase (cytochrome) activity; D-lactate dehydrogenase (NAD+) activity; FAD binding. The transcript has a single exon. Gene Ontology annotation, biological process: lactate catabolic process. The record is from RefSeq and is a predicted model, not a curated record. Gene Ontology annotation, cellular component: mitochondrion. The coding region runs from base 1 to 1770 and encodes 589 amino acids. NCBI's taxonomy places the organism in Eukaryota, Fungi, Ascomycota, Saccharomycetes, Saccharomycetales, Saccharomycetaceae.
AUGUUCAAAUUGAACAGAAAUUCUAUUUAUAGAGGUAGUUUGCUAUUGAAGCAUUUGAAAAAUCAACCAAAGAACAAAUUAUGUCCGCCCAGGUUUUACGCAACGAGCAAUCAACCAUUGAAAGCCAAUAAACCGAAUUCUAAAUACUGGGAAUUAAUCAACUACACUAUUAUAGCCUUUGUUGGUAUUGCUGCGGUGAAAUUAAUCAUUAGCAAAGAACCAAAAAUUGAAAAAACAGUUACUGUAUAUAACAGUUUUAAUAACGAUGGUUCAACAUUGUCCUUAUCAGAUUUGAAGUCACCCGAAUACUGUACUGAUCCAAAAAAAUUAAAAGAGGUUGUUAGUCAAUUAAAACAAAUUUUAGAUAACGAUGCAAACCAUUAUUCUCAAACAAAAUCCGAAUUAGAUGAUCAUUCUGAUACUUAUUUCAAUACCCACCAUCCUGACAAAAACCAAAGACCAUUUAUUAUAUUAUAUCCAAGAACCACUGAAGAUGUUUCAAAAAUAAUGAAAUUGUGCCAUGAUAAUGAAGUACCAGUUAUCCCUUAUUCUGGUGGUACUUCAUUAGAAGGUCAUUACUUACCAACAAGACCCAAUUGCUGUGUUGUCAUUGAUGUAUCAAAAUAUAUGAGCAGAAUUGUAACUUUACAUAAGGAUGAUCUAGAUGUUGUUGUACAAGCUGGUUUACCUUGGGAAGAUUUAAAUGCUUAUCUGAAUGAAAAUGGUUUAUUAUUAGGUAUCGAUCCAGGUCCAGGUGCUCAAAUUGGUGGUUGUAUCGCUGAUUCUUGUUCCGGUACAAAUGCUUACAAGUAUGGUACUAUGAAGGAAAAUAUUGUUAAUGUAACUAUGGUCUUACCAGAUGGCACUGUCGUCAAAACUAAGCGUAGACCAAGAAAGUCCAGCGCUGGUUACAACUUAAAUGGUUUAAUUGUCGGUUCUGAAGGUACUUUAGGUAUUGUUACUGAAGCCACUUUAAAAUGUCAUGUCAAACCAGCAAUCGAAACUGUUGCCGUUGUCUCAUUCCCAAGCGUUGGUCAUGCAGCUGCAUGUGCAUCCAAUAUUACACAAUCUGGUAUUCAAUUAAAUGCAAUGGAACUGUUAGAUAAUGAUAUGAUGAAGUUGAUUAAUGUAAGUGGCAGUACGUUCAGAUCUGAUUGGCCUGAAUUCCCAACUAUGUUCUUUAAAAUUGGUGGCAGAAAUCAGGUUAUUGUAGAUGAAUUGAUUUCAGAAGUGCAAACAAUUGCUCAGAAACAUCAAUGUAAAAAAUUCGAGUUUGCCAACGAUGAUGAUGAAAAGGUUGAAUUAUGGCAAGCGAGAAAGGUAGCGUUGUGGACAGUCAUAGACUCAGGUAAGGCAAUCAAUAAAAAUGCAAACGUUUGGACUACAGACGUUGCCGUCCCAUUAUCUAAAUUCGCUGAUGUUAUCGAAGCCACCAAACUAGACUUGAAAGAAACCAAUUUGUUGAACGCUAUUGUAGGCCAUGCUGGUGAUGGUAAUUUCCAUUCAUUAAUUGUCUACAAUGGUGAGGAAGAAAGAGCAAAAUGUGAAGAUGUUGUUGCCAAAAUGGUAAGACGUGCCUUGGAAAACGAUGGUACAUGUACAGGUGAACAUGGUGUUGGUGUAGGAAAAAGAGACUAUUUAACUGAAGAAUUAGAUGAAAACACUAUUGAUUUAAUGAGAAAUAUCAAGCUUGCCAUUGACCCUAAAAGAAUCAUGAAUCCAGAUAAAAUAUUCAAGAUAGACCCUAACGAACCUCAUUUGUAUAAAUAA